AUGUCUCCCCAACUGUGUGAUUUCCAUCUGCCUUUAACCCCAGAGGAAUUGUUGAAAAGUGGAGGGGUGAAUCAAUAUGUUGUGCAAGAGGUACUGUCCAUCAGAAAUCUUCCAUCACAGCUUAAAGCUUUUCAGACUGCCUUCCGAGCUCAGGGACCCCUGGCUAUGCUGGAGCACUUUGAUACUGUAUACAGCAUUCUACAUCACUUUCGAAGUAUAGAUCCUGGCCUCAAGGAAGAUGUCCUGGAAUUCCUGAUAAAAGUGGUAUCCCGCCAUGCUCAGGAACUUCCAGCUAUCCUCGAUGAUGCAGCUUUGAGUGUAUCAGAUAGAAGUGCCCACCUAAAUGCCCUCAAAAUGAACUGCUAUGCUCUGGUACGCCUCUUGGAAUCCUUUGAGACUAUGACCACCCAGACAAAUCUCGUGGACCUGGACCUUGGGAAGGGCAAGAAAGCCAGGGCCAAGUCAGCCCAUGGCUUUGACUGGGAAGAGGAGAGGCAACCAAUUCUUCAGCUUUUAACACAGCUCCUCCAGUUGGACAUUCGUCACCUAUGGAACCACUCAAUAAUUGAAGAGGAAUUUGUGAGUUUGGUUACUGGUUGCUGUUACCGCCUUCUGGAGAACCCCACCAUUGGUCACCAGAAGAACCGCUCUACCCGGGAAGCUAUAACACGCCUGCUUGGUGUAGCCUUGACACAUUACAACCAUAUGCUCAGUGCCACAGUGAAAAUCAUCCAGAUGCUGCAGCACUUUGAACACCUGCCACCUGUACUGGUGGCGGCUGUGAGUCUAUGGGCAACUGACUAUGGAAUGAAGAGCAUAGUGGGAGAGAUUGUAAGAGAGAUUGGACAGAAGUGUCCCCAGGAGCUGAGUCGGGACCCUAUAGGAGCAAAGGGCUUUGCAGCCUUCUUGACAGAACUAGCAGAACGUAUCCCAGCCAUCCUGAUGUCCAGCAUGUGCAUUUUGCUAGAUCAUCUGGAUGGAGAGAAUUACAUGAUGCGCAAUGCUGUGCUCGCAGCCAUGGCAGAGAUGAUACUGCAGGUUCUGAAUGGUGAUCAGCUGGAAGAAGCAGCCCGAGACACCAGAGACCAGUUCUUGGACACCCUGCAAGCCCAUGGCCAUGAUGUCAAUUCCUUUGUACGAAGCCGUGUUUUGCAACUCUUCACCCGAAUUGUCCAGCAGAAGGCUCUCCCCCUGACACGCUUCCAGGCAGUGGUGGCCUUGGCAGUGGGCCGUCUGGCAGACAAGUCGGUGCUAGUGUGUAAAAACGCUAUCCAGCUGCUGGCCAGUUUUCUCACCAACAAUCCCUUUUCCUGCAAGCUUAGUGAUUCUGAUCUUGCUGGACCGCUGCAGAAGGAAACCCAGAAAUUACAAGAGAUGAGGGCCCAGCGGCAAACUGCAGUUGCUUUACUGGACCCAGAGGAGGAGUGGGAAGCCAUGCUGCCAGAGUUGAAGUCUACUUUACAACAGCUGCUCACACUUCCCCAGGAAGAAGAGGAGAUUCCUGAAAAAAUUACUACAGAGACCAUAGAAGAGGUGAAAGGACGCAUCCAUCAGUUACUUGCCAAAGCUAGUUACAAGCAGGCCAUCAUUCUCACUCGAGAAGCCCUGGGCCACUUCCAGGAGUCUGAACCCUUCAGUCAUAUGGAUCCAGAGGAGUCGGAGGAGAACAGACUUCUUAAUCUCUUAGGAACUAUUUUUAAAGGUGCAUCAGCUUCCACACAGGAGAAGAGUCCCCCGACAUCUGCAGAGAACGUGGGCUCAGGACAGACUGACAGUAAAGACAAUCCCAGUGUGUCAGAGCCUGAGAAAUCCAAGGGCAAGGAUGAACUGGUGAAGCAAGAGAUGCUAGUGCAGUAUCUGCAAGAUGCUUAUAACUUCUCUCUGAAGAUUACAGAGUCCAUUGGCAUCAUCAGCAAGAUGAUGUAUGAAAACACAACCACAGUGGUACAGGAGGUGAUUGAGUUCUUUGUGAUGGCAUUCCAGUUUGGAGUACCUCAAGCCCUGUUUGGGGUACGCCGCAUGCUGCCUCUCAUCUGGUCUAAGGAGCCUGGUAUCCGGGAAGCUGUGCUUAAUGCCUACCGCCAACUUUACCUCAACCCCAAAGGGGACUCUGCCAGAGCCAAGGCCCAUGUUUUGAUUCAGAAUCUCUCUUUGCUGCUAGUGGAUGCCUCAGUUGGGACAAUUCAAUGUCUUGAGGAAAUUCUCUGUGAGUUUGUGCAGAAGGAUGAAUUGAAACCAGCAGUGACCCAGCUGCUGUGGGAGCGGGCAACUGAGAAGGUCCCCUGCUCCCCUCUGGAGCGCUGUUCCUCAGUCAUGCUUCUUGGAAUGAUGGCACGAGGAAAACCAGAAAUUGUGGGUAGCAACUUAGACACACUGGUGAGCCUAGGGCUGGAAGAGAAGUUUCCACAGGACUACAGGCUGGCCCAACAGGUGUGCCUUGCCAUUGCCAACAUCUCUGACAGGAGAAAGCCUUCCCUGGGCAAACGACACCCUCCCUUCCGGCUGCCGCAGGAACAUAGGUUAUUUGAACGACUACAGGAGUUGGUCACAAAAGGCUUUGUGCACCCAGACCCACUCUGGAUCCCCUUCAAAGAGGUGGCUGUGACUCUCAUUUACCAGCUGGCAGAGGGCCCCGAGGUGCUCUGUGCCCAGAUACUGCAGAGAUGUGCGAAGCAGGCCCUGGAGAAGCUCGUGGAGAAGAGCACCCUCCAGGAUGAUCCGAAGGAGACCCCCAUGCUCCCCACUUUCCUGCUGAUGAACCUGCUAUCCCUGGCCGGGGAUGUGGCUCUGCAGCAACUGGUACAUUUGGAACAGGCCGUCAGUGGAGAGCUUUGUCGUCGCCGAGUUCUUCGGGAAGAACAAGAAAAUAAAACCAAAGAGCCGAAAGAGAAGAAUACAAGCACUGAGACCACCAUGGAGGAAGAGAUGGGACUGGUUGGGGCCACUGCUGAUGACACAGAGGCAGAACUAAUCCGCAAUAUCUGUGAGAUGGAACUGUUAGGCGGCGAACAGAUGUUGGCUGCCUUUGUUCCACUUCUGCUUAAAGUCUGCAACAACCCUGGCCUCUAUAGCAAUCCAGAGCUCUGUGCAGCUGCGUCGCUUGCCCUUGGCAAGUUCUGCAUGAUCAGUGCCACUUUCUGUGACUCCCAGCUUCGUCUUCUGUUCACCAUGCUAGAAAAGUCCUCGCUCCCCAUUCUCCGGUCUAACAUCAUGAUUGCUACUGGAGAUCUGGCCAUCCGCUUCCCCAACCUGGUGGACCCCUGGACACCUCAUCUGUAUGCUCGACUCCGGGACCCAGCUCAGCAAGUGCGGAAAACAGCAGGGCUGGUGAUGACCCACCUGAUCCUCAAGGACAUGGUGAAGGUGAAAGGACAGGUUAGCGAGAUGGCUGUGCUGCUCAUUGACCCUGUGCCUCAGAUCGCUGCCCUGGCCAAGAACUUCUUCAAUGAGCUUUCCCACAAGGGCAAUGCAAUCUAUAACCUGCUUCCAGAUAUCAUCAGCCGCCUGUCAGACCCUGAGGGAGGGGUGAAGGAAGAGGCUUUUCACACCAUCAUGAAGCAGCUGCUCUCCUACAUCACCAAGGACAAGCAGACCGAGAGCCUGGUGGAGAAGCUGUGUCAGCGGUUCCGCACGGCCCGAACCGAGCGGCAGUACCGGGACCUGGCCUACUGCGUGUCACAGCUGCCCCUCACAGAGCGAGGCCUCCGCAAGAUGCUGGACAAUUUUGAAUGCUUCGGAGAUAAACUGUCAGAUGAGUCCGUCUUCAGUGCUUUUUUGUCAGUUGUGGGCAAGUUGCGGCGAGGAGCCAAGCCCGAGGGCAAGGCUGUAAUAGAUGAGUUUGAGCAGAAGCUUCGGGCUUGUCACACACGAGGGUUGGAUGCGAUAGAGGAACUCGAGAUUGGCCAAGGCGAUAGCCUGAAAACCCCAGCAGCCAAGAAACAGUCUGUCUCUAGGCACCAGCAUCUGGCUUCUGCAGCCUCAGACAACGACUUUGUCACCCCGGAGCCCCGCCGCACUGCCCGGCGGCAGCCAAACGCCCAGCAGCGAACUAGGAAGAAGAAACUCAAAAUCGUCUUCUCGAGUGAUGAGUCCAGCGAGGAAGAGCUUUCAGCAGAGAUGACGGAGGAUGAGACACCGAAGAAAACUACCCCCAUCCGCCGAGCAUCUACUCGAAAGCACAGGUCCUAG
Molecule: messenger RNA, 4188 nt
Organism: Pipistrellus nathusii (Nathusius's pipistrelle)
Lineage: Eukaryota; Metazoa; Chordata; Mammalia; Chiroptera; Vespertilionidae
Source: the annotation of a GenBank genome assembly